AUGCCUACAUUGUCUACCCCUUUCGGAACCCCUUAGACUGGCCUUUUCAGUGUACUGUUUUAUAAAGCCAUUUUUCUGAGCUUGGCGGUAGGUGAGUUACUCAUGUCGGAUUUACAACUGGUAAAAGUGCUUCAAAAGACAUAGUGCUAUCUAAACUAAAUCUAUUCAGGAGCUGAGGUGCAUAGACGUAGUUUGUUCUGCUCUUAAUAAUGGAAGGAAACUAUUCACGAGAACUGUAUUCGAACACGUUUUCCGACUACAAUGAAAACUACGUUGGUUCACAAAAUGGCGAUACAGCAACAGACAUUCAUAGAAACAUUCCGGGAGGACAGAUAUACAUAUUCCCUCAGGAUAUAAAGGAGGAACUACCAGUAAUGAACGAAGCGAGCAUGUCGCUGGAAGAUGGCUUUGAAUGCGACGAUUCAGAAGGUAUGACAACCAAUAACAUGCGCGAACAGAUAAACUCGAACAAUUUUUGUGAUAACGGUAAAAAGUCCGGUUCUAGGCGGAGAAAGCGCCCUAUUCCUAAAGGAAAGCCCCCGUACAGUUACAUCGCACUCAUCAGCAUGGCCAUAUGCAAUGCCGAGGACCGAAAAAUGACACUACACGACAUCUACAAAUUCAUCAUGGAGAAGUUCCCUUACUACAGAGAUCAUCCCAAUGCUAAAGGCUGGAAGGGGUCUAUUCGUCACAACCUUGCCCUCAACGAGUGUUUCAUCAAGCUCCCCCGCCGUAGCGGGAUGAAGGGGCACGAUUGGGCCAUCAACCCGGAUUAUGAGGAUAUGUUUGACCAUGGAAGCUUUCUCCGGCGUCGGUAUAGAUUCAAGGACGGAUCACGGAAGAAGUCCCGACUCGGAGCGACUCCAGGAUCCCUGAACACCCCGUUACCUCCAGUGGAUAUUCUGAACAACCAGGACCACUUUCCCAACCGAUCUGGAUACAUCCAUCAAUUCCAGCCCAAACCUUACAACCAGUUGAAUGAGAUCAAACCAAACCAGGUGGUCACCCCUCUAUGGAACCCCUUCGUGGAGAGGUCUCCCCCGCCCCCGUACCCAGAUAUCAAAAGCCCGCCAUCUUACGCCAACACGAGUCUGGAAUCGACAUCACCCGUUUCCAAUGUGGACGGACACUUGAAUUCUUCUGGGAACAGCGCAUCGCCGGACACCCCCCGUGGGCCUCCCCCUAACUACGGCCACAGUAAUGGGUUCCCCGGAUUCUGGCCGCACGGUCAGGGUUUCGGCUCUGGCUGUCCAUUUCCUGCCUUUACAUUCCCUCAAAACGCCCACGAUAACAACGCCUACCAAAUGAACGCCAACCCUGCCUGUACAACAGCGAUGUAUGCCAAGUUCUUCACCCCCGGACAACAUAUUCCGGAUGCUGCGCAAUGGCCCUCUAUAUGAACAGAACAUUUCGGAUGCUCCACUGUGGUCCUCCGGUCCAUGAACAAUGUUGAAGUGAAUGCGCUCGUAUCAGAAAUGUCACUUGUUACUGUACUUCUUUUUCACAGAAAAGGUGCUAUUCGUUUUAAACAACAUUUUAAUUUUUGCAAUCAAUGCUUUUAAAUUGUAGAUAUGUUCUUUUAUUCGAAAGAAAAAUAAACAUUUUAUAUUUGU
Molecule: messenger RNA, 1613 nt
Organism: Magallana angulata
Lineage: Eukaryota; Metazoa; Mollusca; Bivalvia; Ostreida; Ostreidae
Product: forkhead box protein E1-like
Exons: 1
Coding region: 210-1400 (396 amino acids)
Biological process (GO): cell differentiation; anatomical structure morphogenesis; regulation of transcription by RNA polymerase II
Molecular function (GO): DNA-binding transcription factor activity, RNA polymerase II-specific; RNA polymerase II cis-regulatory region sequence-specific DNA binding
Source: RefSeq, a predicted model, not a curated record